CUUAAAUACAACAAAUUUUACUUUUUCAAAAUGAAUGCUUAUGUUCAUGCGAGAAUGAAUACUAUUUUAUUUGGGAUUGUCUACUACCCGAAUAUACCUAUCUCUAGCUACUUUCGGAUGUUCCCAUCCACAUUGACCCAAUUAGCUCUUCAUCAAAACCAGUUUUCCGGCAGUCUUCCCAUCACCACGGAAGCUUCUCCUUCAAAUCUUCAAGUCCUCAUACUGUCUCUGGAUCGACUUAGUGGUGAAAUUCCAAGCUCCACCGCAAAUGCUUCGAUGCUGACCUUAGUGGAACUCAACAAGAACUCAUUCACUGGCCUCAUACCCAACUUGGGUCUCUUAAGAUCCUUGCGAACACUUCGUCUUUGGGAAAACAAUUUGAAAGGAGCACUAUCUCCAACACAGCACCUGACCUUUCUCACUUCACUUACCAAUUGUCCGAAUUUGGAACAUCUAGAAAUAAGGGACAAUCCACUCAAUGCUAUUCUCCCUCCUUCCGUAGGGAAUUUGUCCAGCUCUCUUCAGUCUUUUAUGUUUUCGGACUGCAAUAUCAAUGGCCCUAUUCCUCCCGGCUUUGGAAACUUAAAGAGUUUGCAAUUUUUGGAGUUAGCUGAAAAUCAGCUUACUGGCCUCCAUCCCAACAACACUAAGAAAAUAUUGAACAUUGCAAUAGAUGUGGCGUUAGCCUUGGAAUAUCUUCAUCACAACCACACCUUUGCUGUUUUACAUUGUGAUUUAAAACCAAGCAAUGUGUUGCUUGCUGAAAAUAUGAUUGCUCAUGUUGGUGACUUUGGCAUUUCCACGCUCUUUGAUGAAGGGGAGGCUAUGACUCAGACUAAAACCUUUGCCACUGUCGGCUAUGCAGCACCAGAUCUGAAGGGAAAGUAUCCACAUGCAGAGAUGUGUACAGUUAUGGGAUAAUGUUGGUGGAGAUGUUUACGUGCAAGAAGCCGACAGAUGAUAUGUUUGGUGGGGAAAUGAGCAUGAAGGAGUGGGUGAUUGCAGCAAUGUGAAAAAUGCAACUUGUGAAAUCGUGGCACCUGGUUUGCUUGUUUGAAUGUGUCUCGUCUAUUUUUGACUUGGACAUAAAGUGCUUAGCCUUUU
This is a messenger RNA of Cuscuta campestris, 1104 nucleotides long. Lineage: Eukaryota; Viridiplantae; Streptophyta; Magnoliopsida; Solanales; Convolvulaceae. The record is from the annotation of a GenBank genome assembly.